GCUCAACUACACUGAACUGAGCUGAACUGUCAAGACUUACCAAUAUUUCCCUCUUUAUGACCAGAACCGUGGAGUAUAACUAUAACGGCAGUGCUGUUUGCAUAAUUCUCUGCUUUGCUCUGUAUGAUAGAAAGAAGAAAGUGCACUUUACUCCUUCAUUUCUCUUGCUCUGUUUUUCUUCCCGUUUUUUUCUAUCGUGCUGCUGUAUUGGCGUUUUAUUAGUGCUGUUUUUGCUGCUUCAAUUAACUUGGGCCCGCCGUUUUUUUCCUAUCAACUCCUGAUACCAUUUUUACUAUUCGCUCUUCUGUUUAAACCCACAAAUUCUCAAUGAGAACGUUGCCCAAUACAUCUUUCCCCGCUAUGCUUUUAAUUUUCCGUAAACCAGUGUCUGCAGCCCAUUAAAGUCGGGUUAAAUUUUCCCUACAUCUCAAGAUGCCUCCUUUUAAUCCCUCAUUUUGUUCAAGUUUUCCCUGCCAAAAGUGAACAAACGUUUUUUUUCUCUGAUGUUUUCCACCAUAAGGGUCGUGUUAAAGUUGAUAACGGACCCUCCUCUCAUAAGCUUGAUGCAAACAUAAUUACACCCCGUUCAAACUGUGUUGCACUCACUGCUGCCAUCUAUUUUUUCUAACAAUCGUCGUGCGUUCAGCUGACGUAAAAGAAGUUAAAUAAUUAUCAUAAAGCUCAUAACCACUUCACUUCGUUGCAUCAAAUAAAUUGCAUCAUUUUUGUUUUGUAUUAUGUGUUUCUUCAUUCAAAUCGACGGUGACUAAAAUUUUAUCUUAUUUGAACGUUGGAGCUGCAGUUGGUUUGAACAAGUCUAAGAUAAUAGUCGAUAGACGCUACCAAUUUAUUAUCAAUUCUGGAAUAGUUUUAUAAUAUUUUGUCAGGCUAAUCAACAGUCCAGCUGCAAUUUUUAACUCCUUUGCUUAAAGUUUUGGGUUACAUCACGAAUAUUAUGCCGGAAGUUCUCGUCAUUAUAUUCUAAACAUAGCGGCUAAAUGUCACUCCGCAUUAUUGGACAUAGAAUCAGCCACAAUUAGCAAGGAAGUAAAUGUCAUGGCAGUCGAAAGCUUAAAGGUUUUCAUUUCUAUCCGCCCGGGGGUUUUGUGUAACCUUGAUAUCAUUUCACCGCCCAAAAAUGGUUACUUAAUUCUGACUUGAGCGAAUUACUAAAUUGGCUCACAUUAUUUUAGUUCACGCGGAUGUUUGAUUAGUUUUAUGCAGCCUAAAGAAGUUCUUCUGUUGUUUGCACUUGACCUUUCCAAUUUAAUUCGUAUUUGAUUUCAUUUAUUGCAGAUAUAGAAGUUGACUUGCAUCAGAAUUGAUUGGGCUGCAAUUUUACCCAAUUGUGCUGCUCUAUUUAUCACCGUGUAAAGGCCACAGUCGUCAUCAUUGUGGGCACUGAUCACCUUCAGCUCUAUCUGCCAAAAUGGCUUCCUUGAACAGACCCGCGAUGUAUCUGCUGUUUCUAUUCCUGAUUACAAGUCCCGUUUGUCUGAGUAAGUCGAUCAACUUGAAGAGUGCAACCGUAAUAAUAGGCGAGGAGAAAGGAGGUAACAAGGAGUUCAAACUGGGGGUUCUGGCACCGGCCAAAAUUGACUACUCUCUCGCACCUAUGUCUCUAAAUUCUACCCUAGUAGCGCUGGAAUACAGUAUUGAGAAAUUGCGACAUGAACUGUUGCCCGAUUACUACUUCAAGCUAUUUUAUAUGGACACUGAUUGUGAUUACAAACGAUACAGUAUGGCCGCAGUAGUAAUGCAGUCUGAUUAUAAAAUCAACGCGUUCUUUGGACCCAUGUGUACGACCUUGUUACCCUGGACAACAGCGCUGUCAAGUCAUUACAACUUGAACUCAAUGACAGUAGGCAGUCAUAGCACAGCAGACGGUGAAAAUACAACUGUUCGAUUAAUGUCGCCUUAUGCGUACUACAGGAAAAACACUGUAUUGCCCGAGGACUUAAAUUGCCCCGACUUCUUUUACACUGUGAAUAAAACACUUCACCACAUGGGAUGGAAGUUAGACCUAGCAGCUAUGUAUAGAAACGAUCACUCACAAAGGAAGCGAGAUGAUCUCAAUUUGGCGACUCUGUGGUCGUUUGUGAGGGUUUGGAAACUGUCUCGUGCAGACCAGGGAGUCGAGACGUUCCAAUUAGGAUUGUCCCACGAGGACUUUCCCAACGGAACUGUUAAGCUGGCAGAAUUGACAGACCAGCAGAUUAAAUUUCAUACCUGGUCCAGGAUUAUCGUGGUUGGAAUGAGUCCGGAUUUUUUUCGACAAGUGGUGCACAGAUUGUUUUGCGUGAAAAGCGACAAAUUUAAUAUCAAAGACUAUGUCCUGAUUUACCUGGAUAAUAAUUACGUAGUCGAUUAUGAUAAGGAUAUACCAAAUCAGCUUUGGAGAGAUCCGACAAAACCACUGGACGACCCAUACAACGUAUGUCUUAAAGAAAAGUAUAGACAUGUGCUUAUCUUCAGAAAUGAAGACUUAUUUGCAGAAACACCCCAUAAAUACGAAAAGCUGAAAACGGAUUUCAGAGCGGCGUGUGACAAGAGUAAUUUCAAGAAUUGUCAGUUGCCCGAAAGUGCUUCCUACUUACAGUACGUUGCAGCAACACAUGAUGGAGUUCGCCUACUAAUGCAAGCUCUAAAUCAGACAGAGGAAAACGCCAGCGGAGUAGGCGGAUCAGAUCGCACAGGAGGCGGGGAAUUGUUCCCCUUUGUGAAAAAUAAAGUUUUCGAAAGCGACCAGUUUGCAGCUCGUCCUGUAAUUAAGUUUAAUUCUGCUGGUGAACGGGUCAGUCGGAUGACCUUGCUGUGCAUGGAAAACAUCGAAACAGGGAAUUUCUCGGCAUAUAUAAUUUUUAAUUUGGACGGGUCGAACACGACGAUUGGCAAAGGUCCUCCCUGGAUUGGAGGCGUGGCGCCUAAGAAUCCCCCUGAUUGCGGAUACACGAAUGAGUUCUGCAGAAAACCGGAUACCUUGAAAUAUCUAGUCACUUUUGUCAGCAUAGGUGUGAGUUUGCUCCUCAUUAUUAUUCUUGUCGUCGGGUUCCUAGUGUACAGAAAAGUUAAAAUGGAAGAAGAGUUGAUGAAAAUGGUGUGGAAAAUCAAAUCAGAUGAACUUGAUUUCUCUGAAAUGAAGACCUCUGAUGCUUCUGCAAUCGGAGAAGGAGGAUCGAAUGAAACCUUGACCAACAGUGGUGGUACAAUUUUCAUGAAGAACCUCCAGAACCACGCCAAUAACUUGCUCAACAAUAAUUCUUCCGCCGCAAACCACCACAACCAUUCUAACACUGUACCACAAAAGUUAUCCCUAGUACCCGCACCAACUACAAGAAAAACCUCAUCUGUUUUUGCAGUAAGAAGAAUCAGUCACCACCAAGGACCCCAAGGCUCUUCGGGUGGCAAGGACAAAGACAAAGACAAAGACAGAGGGGGCCAAAACUCGGGCAGUUUUGCGUUUGAAAACCCCAAUUUACCCUACCCCAGACCAGAGCCGAGAUACGUGUUUCCUCGUUACAGAAGCUACAAGGUUGCUGCUCGACCUCUGAAAGACUCCAUACAGUUCGAACUGAAUCGAAAGCGGCUCAUAGAGUUGAAAAACCUGAAGAGUUUGACUCAUGAGCAUAUAGUGCGUUUUAUUGGAUGUGCAAUUGACUCGCCCGUGAAGUUUAUAGUGUAUGAGAACUGCGCCAAAGGAUCUCUCUACCACUUUCUCCGAUCCCCAAUGAAGGCUGACCUUUCGUUCCGAUUUUCCCUCAUGCUUGAUAUUGCUCGGGGGCUCAAUUUCCUUGUUCAAAAUGGAAUGUUCCAUGGCCGUCUAAAUGCAAAGACUUGCGUGCUAGACAACCGCUUUGUGUGCAAAAUCGGUGACCACGGGUUGUAUUCAUUGCGACCGUUGCCGCUGCUAGAUCUCAGUCGACCCGAUAUGGGAAGCGAAGAUAAAUACUAUGUGAAGUAUGUAUACGUCGCCCCUGAGGUACUUAGACGUGACGCACUCCCGAACGCACAAGCGAUGCAACACACUGAAUUCGAUCAUCUGAUGCAAAGGGCCGACUACUAUUCGUUUGCGAUCAUAAGCCACGAGAUCUUAUAUCAGAAGCAGCCAUUUCAUAUCACAAAUAGUGAAUACACACACAAGCAGAAACUACUCGAGGUCAUCAAAGGGGGCAAGAGUCCAUUCAGACCGAUGUUCGACGACCGCGACUUCACAGACGAGUUAGCCUCGUACGAAAGGGACGCGAAGGAAGGUAUGACUGCCCGACUGAACAAUGCUCGUGUGGUAAUGGAGCAGUGCUGGACGGAGAACCCCCACGAGAGGCCGGACAUGAACUGGGUGUGUGGGCGCCUCAAAGAAAACGUUCCCGAGAACAUAAUGGAGAAUAUGCUGCAGAGGAUGGACAAGUACGCGAAGACCAUGGAGACGCUAGUGGAGGAGAAGGCGAAACAUGUGGUGUUGGAGAAGAAGAGGGCAGACGAUCUACUUUACUCUAUUCUGCCAGUGGCCAUCGCCAACAAACUCAUCAGGAAUGAAAAGGUGCAGUCGGAGUGGUUCGAUGAGGCCACCAUUUACUUCUCAGACAUCGUCGGAUUCACUGCCCUCUCCUCCAGCAGCUCACCCGAACAGGUGGUUGAUCUGCUGAACCAUCUCUACACUCUGUUCGACUCAAUCAUAGAUGAGUUCGACGUCUACAAAGUGGAGACUAUAGGUGACGCCUAUAUGGUAGUGUCCGGCAUUCCCAUCCGAAACGGAUCCACCCACUCGUACAACAUAGCCGCCAUGUCUCUCAAACUCCUAGAAGCAGUCAAGAACGACUUCGUCAUUCCCCACAGACCCGAGGAGAGACUGAAACUGAGGAUAGGACUGCACACGGGACCCGCAUGUGCAGGAGUUGUUGGCGUGAAGAUGCCGAGAUACUGUCUGUUUGGAGAUACAGUCAACACCGCUUCCAGAAUGGAGUCCAACGGCGAGCCCCUCAAGAUCCACAUCAGUGCACAAACUAAAGAAAGUCUGUCGACAUUCAACGAGUUCCUCAUGGAGUACAGAGGGGAAAUCGAGAUGAAAGGCAAAGGCGUACAGAAAACAUACUGGCUUAAGGGCCGAAAAUCCCAAAUCGUGGCCAAACAUCCAAAGUUGGUUGGACUGAUGGGAGGCAACGAGUUUGGCCCCGGAAGUCGACGAAGUGUUUGUCUACCUACCUCACAAACAAAUGCCACUGUUGACAGCAACUUAGACGUAUCCAAAGAUGAUUUGGAUAAGAAACACAAAUCGUCGACCAGUUCAACUCCGUUUCACUUCGACCAUAGUCCAUUAGACGAUUCUGUUUUUGACGCGCAAAGUCCCCAAAAAGAUUCAGCCAAAUCGACGAAUUCAGUAGCACGCAAAUCUUCAGGUGAUGCUCAGGUCACCAAAGCUCACAGCAAUGGCGUGAAGAGUUUAUUCAACUAUAACAAAACGAAGCUGCGACGUCAAUUGAGCUCUGAAGCACCUAUUAGUAAGGAGGACGAGGAGCUAACUGCCACGCCCAACGGGUGUUCGCCCAAAAUAGAUGGGUCAAAUAAGGUCAUGAUGAAUGGGUCCAUAGCUAAUAUGGCACAAUUAAGCCCAGGUUCCAAUCGAAGCUCACAGCACAACGUAUCCACUGAAAUGAGCAGCAGCCACUGCUAAUUUAUUUUCUCUAUCUUUUUUCUAGUCAACUCUCGAAUAAACUCUUUCUUAGUUCUUAAUUCUUUACAUUUGAAUUAAAGUGAAAAAACUCGUCUGCUAGUUUUAAAUCAUUGUUGAUAAAAGAUCGACAUUGUUUGUGAUUUCGAAUUGAUUCGAUUUAGAGUUAUUGCUCAGAUUGCCAAAAAAUUGAACAAAAAAUUGCUUGUAGCAGUCGAGUAGUAUCAGUCUAUUUUGCAACUAUAUCAAUCUAUCUGCGCUAGUUUAGUUUAAAGAUAAUAUGUUCUCUAUAUAGCCAACGGACAUGCUCAUUCGAUGUUUUAUUUGGUGCUAAUUUGUAUAAUGAAAAGAGAAAUGUCCCCUUUCGAAGAAAUAAUUAUUGAUGUAAAUUGCAUUAAGUAAUUCUUGACUUCAAUAUUUAUUUCAAUAGUUCAGUUCGUAAUUUGCAUUUCGGAAGAUAGAGAAGAGAUGCUCUAUCUAACUUAGCUUGUUUUUGUUUUAAUAUUUUAAUUUUAAAUGUAAUGAGGGUUAAUUCAAGUCAUUAUUUUUUAU
Symsagittifera roscoffensis is the source of this 6217-nucleotide messenger RNA. RefSeq names its product atrial natriuretic peptide receptor 1-like. Bases 1430 to 5668 code for a protein of 1412 amino acids. The record is from RefSeq and is a predicted model, not a curated record. The transcript is spliced from 8 exons. Gene Ontology annotation, cellular component: plasma membrane. Gene Ontology annotation, molecular function: ATP binding; protein kinase activity; guanylate cyclase activity. Gene Ontology annotation, biological process: cGMP biosynthetic process; protein phosphorylation; intracellular signal transduction. NCBI's taxonomy places the organism in Eukaryota, Metazoa, Xenacoelomorpha, Acoela, Convolutidae.